AUGCACGAAGUGCCGAUGGCCAUGGCCACCUCCAACCCCUACCCGCACAUGGACGCCAAGCUCACCAACUACCCGGAGGUGCGGUUGGCCUUCCACCACAUCGUGUGCGGCGGCACCGACCCCGAGGUGAAGAUGGGCAAGCCGGCGCCCGACAUCUUCCUCGUGGCGGCCAGCCGCUUUCCCGGCAAACCGCAGCCGGCCCAGGUUCUUGUAUUCGAAGACUCUGUGGCUGGCGUGAAGGGAGCCAUAGCUGCCGGAAUGCACGUGGUGGCCGUUCCGGACAGGACGGUUCCUCACGACACCCUGAGCGGCGCCACCAUCAUUUUGGACUCGCUCGCCCACUUCCACCCGGAGCUCUUUGGAUUCCCGCCGUUCUAG
Messenger RNA from Gryllus bimaculatus (two-spotted cricket), 378 nucleotides. The record is from the annotation of a GenBank genome assembly. NCBI's taxonomy places the organism in Eukaryota, Metazoa, Arthropoda, Insecta, Orthoptera, Gryllidae.